AUGGAGCAGGUGACGGGCGUUGGGUGCUGGUUGGUGCUGGUCAGCGGGUGCUACGGCCUCAUCAUCCCCAUGGCUGAGUUCACCAGUCAAAAGGACUUGGCUGCUGCUUUGGUGGUUUACACGGCGCUGGUAACGGCCGUCGCAGCGAUGCACAUUACGACCAGCUUGCUAGAUCCCCAGGAUCUGGAGGGCUGUGAUACCUUGCCAGACGUCCCAGAGGCUGGCACCUGGUUCUGCCAGGCCUGCAAGGUCAGUGGCGGCAGCGGAGGCGGCGGUGGCUGUGUCAGAGCGCAGGGCAAGUACGCGCGCUCCGGCACCAAGCACUGCGCCUCGUGCCGCAAGUGUGUCUCGCGCUUUGACCAUCACUGCGUCUGGCUCAACACCUGCAUCGGCGGCCGCAACUACUGGACGUUCUUCGGGCUGCUGAACACUGUCGUAGGCUUGCUCGCAGCCGAGGCGGGCAUCGGCGCCGCCAUCCUUGCGCGCAGCUUGACCACCAGCAAGUCGUUUGACGCUGCGCUGCAAGCUGUAUACCCGACGCUUAUGCAGCCAUGGGGCUACCGCGCCGCGCUGUGCGCGACCGUACUCAUCUCACUGUGCCUCCUGGCUUCGCUGGCCGGCCUGUGGGCGACGCACUGGGUGCUUCUUGUCAAGGGCGCCACAACCUGGGACAUGAUUCGCGCGCACCUUGAGCCACGGCGCCCGGGCAGCGGCCGCCAGGGCAGCGCCGACGGCGACGGCAUCCUGCGCUACGGCGGCGGCAGCGGCCGCGCAUGGCCGUCGCCGCGCAGCGCCGUGGGCGCCGCGGGCGCGCAGCUGCUGCCGGCGGCGCAUCUCAACGAUGGCGUCACAUUUUCGGUCCCCUCCGAGAUGGUGUGA
This is a messenger RNA of Monoraphidium neglectum, 879 nucleotides long. RefSeq names its product putative palmitoyltransferase ZDHHC11. Gene Ontology annotation, cellular component: endoplasmic reticulum; Golgi apparatus. Gene Ontology annotation, molecular function: protein-cysteine S-palmitoyltransferase activity. The record is from RefSeq and is a predicted model, not a curated record. The transcript is spliced from 5 exons. Gene Ontology annotation, biological process: peptidyl-L-cysteine S-palmitoylation; protein targeting to membrane. Bases 1 to 879 code for a protein of 292 amino acids. Lineage: Eukaryota; Viridiplantae; Chlorophyta; Chlorophyceae; Sphaeropleales; Selenastraceae.